GACUUUUUAUCUAACAAAAGGCAUGCAGAUCACUGCCAUAGGUUUGAUAUAAUGUUUGUAUUUAGUGUAUGUGUGCUGUGUAUUGGAAGUUUUGCCUGUUGUCCUGAUUACAAAAAUCCUGCCAAAUAAUUAUGUACUGAUAAAUGAGGUGCUACUACAUAGCAUGAUAUUUAGCUACUAGCAUGGGAAAAGAGAAUAUGCAAAACAAAUCAUGGACCAAACUAAGAAUAAAAACCAAUAGCCCAGUCGGACACUCAGAUAAUUCCACAGUCCCUCCUAUGAGGAAAAAAACAAUUUCAGCUGUGAGUCUGAUCUGAGGAACACUUAUUCUAGUCCCGGAUUCUGCAAACUGCAUUUGGGGAGUUUAUCACUGCCUUCUCAUCUUCCAUAAUGUACAGCUGGGGUGUAGCAAUUGCCGUAGAAAAUUACAGGAAUAUAAGACCAAUCCCCUCUUAAAAUUGGUUAUUUCUAAUGGUCUGUGUGUACUGUGUGUGUCUGCAGAGCUCUGCCGUCUCCCAGUAUCCCCACACCGACUGCACAGGAGAUGCAGGACAUCGUGGAGUACAUGGUGGCUGGCAGAGACAGCCUCAACCUUGAGCAGGUAGGUGCCCUGGCAGUUGAAGGACCAGCCAUUCCUCUAUGGGGAGUCCUGGCAACUCAGCAUGCUCUGAGUGUGAGUGCUGCAACCUCUGAGGAGAUGGAUGCUAUCAUUGACACUCUGGUCACUGAGCAGGAGGUGGAGGACCUGACUUGUCUCAUUCUCAGGGAGCUGGAGGAGAGCUAUCCAUGGAUGGCCCGCAGUAUUGAACAGGUCUAAGGUCAUCUACUGGUCCAGAAUGGUGUUCUCUUGGGAACUGCUAGACAUCACUGGUCUAGCGGACACUCUGCUGAGACUGACAGUGUGUGAGCUACAGAGACGCUCCAUACUCCAGACCUGCGGUGGCCUCUUGCAACUCACUCAUCAUGACGUUCAGGGUGCUGUUCAACUCAAGUACAGUCACCUGUCGUCCAGUGAGAGUUUGCUGCAGUGGACUGAGCAACUCACUACCUACUAUCUCCAGUCUUCCAGUAGUCUGAUGAGUAGGACAGCAGAGGAGGUUCCGUGGCAGCUCCAGAGAGCAGACCUCAAGAAAGAGCUCUACCACACAGUCCUGAAUGUGGACAUUCUCCUCCAGCUCUACUCUGGUGGCCAUGGGGAGGAGUUGCUGGGCUACUGGAGAGAGUUGGACCGCAAUCUGAAUGUCAUGGCUGCCCAGUACUACACCGCUCUCAGAGCCAUUGAGGAGCAGCAGGAAGGGAGUAUGAGUCAGCCACCAGAGAGGAUGUGCUCCAUGUUCAGGACAGUGGGGAAGGUGUUGGACAGUCUGGGAUUCUCCGAUGAGGCUCUGCCGCUGUUCCAGCACAGCCUGCAGUUGUGUGAGGCUAACUUUGAGCCGGACGGAGUGGAGAUUGCUCAAGCCUUUACCGACAUCGCAGACACCUACACUCACAUAUCCAGAUAUGGAGCUGCAGAAGAGUACUACUAUCAGGCGCUGGCAAUAUAUGAAGCAAAUCCUGAUGUUUCUCCAGCACAAGUUCUCAAGGUUGUUGAAGCUCUGGUUGGUGUUCUGGAGAAAUUAAACGGUGCUGAUGUGGCACAGGCUCUCUCGACGAAGGCAUUUGCGAUGAAGAAUAUGACAAAAAUGACACAUACACCCAGUAAUAUCCUCAAGAGCAGAGCGGCCAAGCUGGAGCAGUACUGCUCACAGCAGGAGAGUGAGGAUGACCCUGCCAUUGCACACAAACUGAAUGAAAUGGCCGUCCUCUUGUCUCUCUUUGGAGAUGCCAGCCUUGCAGAAGAGCUGUUCCUGCGGUCGUGGAAGGCCUAUGAGUCGCAGUAUGGGGACAGCGAUGUAAAGGUUGUCACACCACUCCAGAAUCUUGCCCUCUUCUAUACCAAGACUGACUGCCUGGAGAAAGCCACUUCACUGUAUGAAGAAGUGUAUGAAAUACUAAAGAAGAACAGUGCCACUUCAUCACAACAGAUGACUGAAGUUAUUGGGAAACUAGCCACCCUCUACAGACAACAGAACAGACUUGACCUUGCCGAGCCAUUUCAAGUGUAAGUCCCCACACAACAUUUGUUAUUAAGUGGUUCUUGGUGUGUUGAAUAUAGCCAAUAGCUACUUAGACCUCCUGUUACCUCAUAGAAGCAGUGGUCUAGUGGUGCUGUGCUGGGAGCACAAGUGUAACGGGUUUGAAUCCCACUUUUUAUCUUUUUUCUCGUUUCGACAUGUUGAUUAUUCAACUGGCUGGAUGUCCAUGCACACCUUUAACUCUUCUUUAACUCAUUAGCUAUUGGCUAUAUUACUG
Molecule: messenger RNA, 2352 nt
Organism: Geodia barretti
Lineage: Eukaryota; Metazoa; Porifera; Demospongiae; Tetractinellida; Geodiidae
Source: the annotation of a GenBank genome assembly